AUGGCCGACUUGGACUAUGAGGAUGAUGCCCCCUUCACUACCACAGCUAAGGCUAAGACUAAGAGGGACAGUGGCGACAGUGGCAAAAGUGCCAAACAGGACGCAGUUUUAGAGGAAGAUCUUCACACUCAUUGGCGAAAGGCUUCAACCAGGCUCACAAAAGUGUUCAAGUUGGGAAACGUCCUCACUGACUCGGAGAAGAAGACUUUGCCCUUAGAGUCUGCUACACUGACUUCAACGACGUGGGUGUCCCUCACCAGCAGUGGGCUGUUAUGUAUGGCAUGCAAAAGAGCAGGUAUGACAACGCCCUGGGCAAAUGGUGAAGCAGGAAAGGAAUCGAAAGACUUGGCUUCGGUGUUCAAGUCUGGGUACUUGAAGCGGCACGAGGCGUCUUCUGCUCACAGGGCUGCAGUGCGCAAGAUGUUGCUCAUUGAUGAUGCACCGGGAGCCCCUCCAGCAGAUGAUUUCAGAUCUUUGCUGCAGAGCUUACAGGCUGGCAAGCCACAGAAAAGCAGUCAUGGUGCGAGCUACUCAGACAAAUACUCUUUGAUGACCUGGGCGUUGCAUGAGACGCUGUUAGAUAUGGAAAGAGAUGACAUGGCAAAAUCGUGUACGAUUUCCUUGGCCAGGGACGCUCGCAAAGCUCGCUUGCUGAUCAAGUACGGAAUUUGCACGGAGACUUUUUCUUCGCGAGCUGGAGUUCUUGGCAUGAGCCUCGGAG
Molecule: messenger RNA, 721 nt
Organism: Durusdinium trenchii
Lineage: Eukaryota; Dinophyceae; Suessiales; Symbiodiniaceae
Source: the annotation of a GenBank genome assembly